UUGUGCUCUGACGAACCUAUAGACACACUUGUCAUACAAUGGACACCCUUAUUUUAUAUGGUCAAAACAAGGUAUGAGUAAUCCAGAAUAUUUGCACGUUGAAACCAUCAAGUGAGAAAAAGCACCGAAAAAGAAAGCGAAGAAGAAGAAAAUUGUGUCACCGAUGAUACCAAAAAGAUUGCCUGAGAUAUGACAUUUGAAUACGGGAUUCUUAUUGCUAUGGUGUGGUGCAGCGAGGUCUGCAAAGUAUACGCAACGGGGACAGCAGCAUAUUCGAGUUAUUUUGUGCUGGCGGAGCACGGGAAGUACAAGACGGUACAACACCGUGCUAUCGCCUCCUUGGUCCAGGAAACGAGGCGGCAUUGCGCGGCAGCCUGUCUGCAGGAAGAUCGGUGCUGGCAGUUCUGCUACGGGCCUUCCACAGGGCAAUGCAUCCUGGAGGAUGCCUCCUUCAUGUCACUGUCUGGACGUGGAACUGACAACUGCACCUACUACAACAGACGAGUGUGCAACAGCUCGUACAGGCUGACUUCAUUUCACCAGCACGUAUUCCCAUUCCCGGCUUUCAAUGAGGAGUUUGUGCUAGACGCUUCCGUACAGUGCCAGGCUUUCCCUAUGAUCAUCUUGUCUGAAGAUGGCACCAAGGCGGGCACCAAGUACCAAAUAAUACUUGGUGGGACUACCAAGAUCCGCAGAUGCACUCAGUGCUCCGUGUUGAAAAGUGUACAGACCCCAGGUCUAGUGAGUCAGUAUGAGAUGCGACGCCUUUGGAUGAGGUACAACCACGGUACCUUCCUCUUGGGCAGACACAAUGAUGCACCAUUCUUGCAGUGGACUGACCCGACACCUGUGGCUGCCCAGUUCGUCGGCUUCUCUAACUGGGGUAAGCCCGCGACCUGGGUAGCCCAUCAUACCUGUGAGUGAAGGCCUGCGCCGUUAAGUCGUUUACAUCUCGAAAGUCUUACGUCCUCGUAUUGGUCUCAUGUUCCAUUUUUGGUUCCAUUGGCCUCUACGUCCCGUAGGUUCAUACGUCCGCCUGUUUCGUUGUCUCAUCGGUUUUUUUUUUAUGUCCAACUGGACCUACAUCCCUCUGGUCCUACCCAAAGCUGGACCUUCGUCCCAUUGAUCCAGCGUCCAACUACGUUUCAUUGUUUCUUUGUCCCACUGGUCGUUAAGUCCCAUUUGUCCUACUUCCAAGCUUAUGAUAUAUGCAGUUAGUCCCAUGUCACAUUGGACCUACACCCUAAUGGUGAUACGUCCCAUUGUGUAUUGUCCCAUUGGUCCCAAGUUCCACCUGUUUCAUCGGCCUUCACGUCCAAUUGCAUUAUAGAAAUUAUUAACAUCGCUGGACUGUGUUAUACCACGAUUUGAAGGGAUGUUUGAGGUAGACUUAGAUUUUAUUCUCAUCUACAUGUAUAUAUAUGUGCAUGUUUUAAUAGGCAAAAUUAAUAUCUGCCAAGAUGCCUCCAAUAAAACACUCCGACGACGACCACAAAGAAACCAUUUUGCUGUAAAACUACAGUAAGACGUAGCUAAGACUGGGUAAAACUACGGUUUGGCAAAAAUCAUUUUUUGAAUAAGGUUGUAUUAUGUUUUUCCUGCUUUGUCGGCAAUUGCUUGAAGUUUGCUUACAAUCUGGGCACGAUCAAGCUGAACGUGAGUCCCAACUCUGCUAAGAUCCGAUCAGAUCGUUCUGCGAUGUAAAAGAGUUUGAUAUGAUAUGAUAAUGGUAAUACAAUGUUGCUGCAAAAAAUGUGUACGGUACGCUCCAAUAAGCAAUCUGCUGUCACGUUACCGAACAUUUCCAAUACAUGUAUAUGUUAGAUGGAAGGAUGCACCCUAGCAGAGCGUUGUGGGAACGGCAAAAGUUGUUUCCGCUGAAGAUGCAUUGGUACCAUGUCUAUGGAUCGAAACACGACGCUGCCGUCUUGACUAGGUUGUUAAUACGCUGUCAAGGCGAUUUGAAACCAUAUUACAACCGUCCAACGUAAGCCUUGAACAUGUUUAAUAUUUUGGCACCAACGUCACGUGUAUUAUGACCCUACCAUAUUACGUCGCUAUCAGUUGCUAAAUGAGUUCUAACAACGAGACACAAGACAUCACCACGAUUGGCCACCCAUCCUGAUUUUUUUGAAGGCGUAGUAAGAUCAUGUGACUGGGGUUUAUUUUAAUCACCGUUGUUGUCCACAGGCUUGUUAAAAGACUGCUCAAACGUCCAGUGGAUGAACGUUUAACCCAAAUGCCUAACUUGUCCACAUCUUAUGAAAUUUCGUGAAAGUGUUGCAGGAAAAAAGUGACAUUUAAUCGUUUGGUUUUUAAUAUUAGGUAGAACAUAUAUCAACAUCCAGAGGUAAACCUGUACUGUACCUUUUUGGUUUAUAGUUUUCCAGAAUGAAAGUCCGUGUUUGAUAUUGUUACCUUUACUUUUUGGGCUUGCCGAAUAAAUAUAUGUCAAUAUGCCUUGAUAAUGAAACACCCUGCAACAGGUGGACAGCGAUGAAAGUACUUCCCCCCGCCUUUCAAUGUUUUGAAUGAAUUAUACAUUGAUCCAUUUGGAGAAAAGUAACUUCUUACCUGCUAAGGCAGAAAGAGUAAUAACCCCCGAUUAGGACCUGUCAAGAUAUGUACAUGGGAAGAACGAGUAGGAAACGGGUUCUCUUGUGAUACCAGAUAACUGCGUGUAACUUAAUGCCUUGAGGAGAUAUGACACGAAAAAUAUGACAGGAAAUACCACGGCUAUCAAAGCAUCCUUUCCAGAAAAAAAACUGCUUUGAAAAAAGAGCACGCACCCCGCCACCAACAUCAACAUUAGGAAUGCUGUGUGAGCACCCAUGUUCGCUCUCGAUUUAAUUACCACAGCAGACAAGCUGUCGCCAGGAAAUGGCACCUAAGCUUGACUAGUGUCUCCAAACUUUGUUUCCUUAAUUUCGUCCCCGCAUUAAAAAAAAAUGCAUUGAAAUCGAAGGCCUGAAGUCAAUCUGAACAAACUAAAUUUUUCCCGACAUUGUUCGGUGGCAACACUUUGGGACAG
Molecule: messenger RNA, 3031 nt
Organism: Acanthaster planci (crown-of-thorns starfish)
Lineage: Eukaryota; Metazoa; Echinodermata; Asteroidea; Valvatida; Acanthasteridae
Source: RefSeq, a predicted model, not a curated record